AUGACGGGGAAGCAUGCGGGCAACCCAGUGUAUAAAACUCAUAAACGUGUAGGCAGAGGCUCAGCUACCACUUUGGACUCUGCUUCCUCCCAGCAAAGACCACGACUCAGAGCCGAGCCUGAGCCCACGGAGAAACAUGAGGAGCCUCUUGCUGCUGACCACACUCCUCGUACCUGUGCACCUGGCUGUGGCUUGGAGUGUCAAGUAUGCCGUGGAUUGUCCAGAACAUUGUGACAGUAGUGAGUGCAGAAGCAAUUUGCACUGCAAGAAGACGGUGCUGGACGAUUGCGGCUGCUGCCAGGUGUGCGCUGCAGGGCUGGGAGAAACCUGCUACCGCACGGUCUCAGGCAUGGAUGGCGUGAAGUGUGGCCCGGGGCUGAGGUGUCAGUUUUACAGUGAGGAGGAUGAUUUUGGUGACGAGUUUGGUAUCUGCAAAGACUGUCCCUACGGCACCUUCGGGAUGGAAUGCAAAGAGACCUGCAACUGCCAGUCAGGCAUAUGUGACCGGGUGACCGGCAAAUGUCUGAAAUUUUCCUUCUUCCCAUAUUCAGCAACCAAGUCUUCCCGGAGAUUUGUUUCAAACACAGAGCUUGACUUGGCAUCUGGAGAUGGCAAUGCUGUCAGAGAAGAAACUGUGAAAGAGAAAGCUGCUCAGUCUCCUGUAAUGAAAUGGUUGAAUCCACGCUGAUCCUGGGUGGGAUUUCCAAGAAAAGGCUCUCUUUCAAUGAUUGUUCACCACUCAGUCAACAUUUAAAAAAUAGUCUAGAUAUACCAUGUGGAUACGUGAUUUUUGGAGGUCAAGUAUGAUUCCAGGUAGAUCCAGAGAAAAAGAGUAGGCUACUUACAAUCCAUAAAAUGCAUACAAUUGAACACAUUUAGAUACUUGUUAAAUAUUUGAAUGCAUAUAGAUUUGUUAAAUGUGUGUGUGUAUAGUAUCAACGAAAAACUGAAAAAUGCAAUUUCAAUAAUCUUAUAUGGAGUCAGGUCAAAGAGAAAGGUAGUCAAAGUUGAAGACCACAGUGGCCCCAUGGGGUUAUAUGACUUGGAUGUAUAUUAAUAUUAGGAUACGGAAAGGAAGAAUGGUUAGGAGCAAGAGA
Molecule: messenger RNA, 1097 nt
Organism: Sciurus carolinensis (gray squirrel)
Lineage: Eukaryota; Metazoa; Chordata; Mammalia; Rodentia; Sciuridae
Gene: Esm1
Product: endothelial cell specific molecule 1
Exons: 3
Coding region: 137-688 (183 amino acids)
Cellular component (GO): extracellular region
Source: RefSeq, a predicted model, not a curated record